This is a messenger RNA of Pochonia chlamydosporia 170, 810 nucleotides long. RefSeq lists its product as hypothetical. The record is from RefSeq and is a predicted model, not a curated record. The transcript has a single exon. Lineage: Eukaryota; Fungi; Ascomycota; Sordariomycetes; Hypocreales; Clavicipitaceae. The coding region runs from base 1 to 810 and encodes 269 amino acids.
AUGUUGGCCAAAAUCUUCACCGUAGCCGCCCUGCUGAGCUCAGCUUUUGGCCUCAACCACAAAUUCACAGUCUUCGAUGCCACAGAAUACCCAAACAUGACCAUCGGCUACGGCACAUCCCUCAUCAACCACGUCCCCGACUACGAAUGCGACCCGCUCCUCAAAAAAGGCCUUCCCUCCGAGAAGGACUGGAAAAAGCUCAUUGAAAAGUUCGCCCUCUUCCCCGGCUACCCGAUGCAACUCGACUGCCAAGGCAUUUUGGAACCCCACGGCAUCAACGAAGACAACACUCAAGUCAUGAAGACUCUGCAAACCUGGUCGGCACAGGUGCUCCCAAACAAUACAAUCAUCGGAUGGUUCAACCUCAUCGAACACACCAAUGUCACGAAUUCCAGGUUCUACCUUGAUAUCAUUGCCAAUUACAGCAACCAGGCGUUCUUCCCUGCCCCGAUUCUUUGGGACGCGGUGUUGAAGAGCUGGAAACGCCGAAUAACGCUGCAGGUUGGCGUGGCCAAGAAUCUCGGCCCCGAGCUCCCUCUGUGGCCGGUUCUGUUGACGCCAAUCGACGACAUGGCCCGGAUUUGGGUCGACAACUGGAAAAAGCAAAUAGAGUGGUUGAUUGAGAAUGUGGCCGUGAAUGGCUUUGUGGUUCGGGGUCCCGGUUCAUACCUCCCUUGUGUGGAGGAUUGCCUCCAUCGUGCACCGAAGAGUAGGUGGUUGCGCGUGCUGAGGCAACGUCUGACGAAAUUAUAUGGGCUACAUGGUGACGUGCCGCAGAGAGAGGGAGCUCAAGUGUUCACUGGAGUGUGA